Molecule: messenger RNA, 1962 nt
Organism: Cebus imitator (Panamanian white-faced capuchin)
Lineage: Eukaryota; Metazoa; Chordata; Mammalia; Primates; Cebidae
Product: cytochrome c oxidase assembly factor 8
Exons: 3
Coding region: 14-442 (142 amino acids)
Biological process (GO): intrinsic apoptotic signaling pathway
Cellular component (GO): mitochondrion
Source: RefSeq, a predicted model, not a curated record
UCGCGUCGUCGCAAUGCUGCCGUGCGCCGCGGGAGCCAGGCGGCGUGGGGCCAUGGUGGCCUUGCGGGCGGGAAAGAGGAGCCUUCUCCCUCCUCUCUGCCGCGCCUUCGCCGGCCGCGGUUGUCAGCUAGCCCCCGAGCGCGGCGCCGAGCGCAGGGAUGCGGCUCCCAGCGGGGUCUCAAGAUUCUGCCCUCCAAGAAAGUCUUGCCAUGAUUGGAUAGGACCCCCAGAUAAACAUUCAAACCUUCGGCCCGUUCACUUUCACAUACCUGAAGAUGAAUCACCAUUGGAGCAAAAGCUUAGAAAAUUAAGACAAGAAACACAAGAAUGGAAUCAACAGUUCUGGGCAAACCAGAAUUUGACUUUUAGUAAGGAAAAAGAAGAAUUUAUUCACUCAAGACUAAAAACUAAAGGCCUGGCCCUGAGAACCGAAUCUGGUUAGUGCAUUUGUUUGUUUGUUUUUGUUUUCUUUGUUUGGGUUUGAGCAAGUCCAUGAGAAGGUGAAGGAAGGGCGGUGAGAGAAGGGCGACGUUCAGGGCAGUUCGUAGCCUGCUUUGGGGCAGGGAUUGGCACACCCCUGUCCACCUGCGUGGCCUUUCAAAGCCGUCUCUGCAGCCCGAGGCUGGCUUCGAACCCUCCCUUUCCAGGUUCUCAGUUCACAAGCAUGGCUCUCCAAUCUUCAACUCCCUCUCCUUUGAGGAUGUUAGGUGGUUAUGAUGGAUGACCAGCCUCUGACAUUUGACUUCGGCCCUGAGGUCUCAGCCUUUGCAGCUUCUGCCUCUCCAAACCAGCUUCUCUUCUGAUUCCUGAUCUCAGCUCAGUGCUCAAAAGAGCCUUUCAUUAUUUUCUCUUGGUGUCAGUGCUAGAUCUGAAUAACAUCUCAUGCUGUUUGUUAGAUGUCUGCUGCCAAAUUCUGAUAGAAAAUCCAAAAUCAUUCACCCCAAAAGCCAAGUCUGUCAUUGGGCUAAAGUGCCAUUCCUACUAAUCCUUUUUCUUGCCUGAUUCAUUUAGAGGAAAGGGCUGGGAGCUCGAGGCACCCCCAUGUCAGGACCUCUGUUGCUGUUUGCUGGCUGCUGCCCGGGCCCUGGAGAGGUGGGCUCCUGCAGGGCAGAGCUGGAGCAGGCGCUGCAUCCUAACAGUAAGCAUGAGAAUGAAAGCUCACAGUCUGGGCUGAGCACUGCGCAAGUCCUGUGCAUAUAUUACCUGUUUUGUUUCCCACAGUGACCCAAUGAAGUCGGUACUGUUACCUUUACCGUUUUACAGGUGAGCAACCUGAGGCUUCACCAGAGUCACACAGUGAGAACGUAGCGUGGCCUGGAUUCUCACCUCGGGAGUCAGAUGUGCUUGCUGGCCUCACUGCGCCCAUGGCUGUCAGCACAUCCUGUGCUGACCUGGCCGUGUGUGUGUGUGUGUGUGUGUAUGUGUGUGCGUGCGCGCACGCGCGCGCAUGUGCCAUGUCCGUAGGUCUGUCAUUGUGUCAGGUGGGACUAAGUCAGCUCAUGCCUUGGAGGUGCCUUGGAGACAGCCACUCUUCUAACAGAUGGAAGAAGUUGUUUUGAUUCUUCCUAACAUCCUGGAAUCCUACUGAUGGCUUUACUGAGUAUUGAAAGGCUGGCCUUAAAUGAGAUUUUGAAGUAAAUUUGCUAAUAGGACUGGGUGUAUUAAGGAAGGGAAUCAGGAAGGGAGCUGCCUGCUCCAGCAGCUGUUGAAAUAGUUAGCAGGCCGCAGUGCCUGCAAUGGGAGCGGGGCAGCCAGCAUGUCUCCUUGGGCCAGAGCACACGUAUCGUACACAGUUGCACCAACGUGCGAGGAUAGAGGUCCCCAAGAGCCAAGAGAAGGGGAGCUUUGUUGAAUACAUGAUGUUGGAAAAGCUAAUUACUUUUGGCCCAAAAGAACAAAUUUAGAUUAUUUCUCCCUAAAAUACAAAUAUAUUCCAAGGGAUCAAAUGUUAAUUAUUAUUAA